CCAAAAUAUGAAAAAAAAAUUGCAAUUCUGAGCCAUCUCGCUGUGAAGUGCCUCACAUCGUCAAAAAUAUCCAAUUCAGAAUGCCUAGUGCUUCCCGGGACUCCGAAAAUGCUUCUGAUGUUGUGCCGCUAGACUGGUCGUGGGCCGUUGACGAUGAGGGGAACAUCCAGCUCUGCUUCCAUCAUUCCCCGAGGAAGAGGCUAGUCCCUGGUACUUAUCGGUCUUCCUAUAGACCUUCUCCAAGGAAACGCCAAACCGAUAUUCCUCCCCCAGUUUUUCGAUACAGCGCGCUACAGCCUACAAAUAACGCGUACCCACCAUCGCCGCCGAAGACGCCAGAACAAGGUCACCAUGUAUAUCCACUUCCACGUCGAUUCACUGCACCUGCCCAAAAGUCUAAGAUCGCAUAUGAGUUCGAUCACACAACGAAGUGUAAGAGUAUCGAUUUUAAAGGCCCAGGCACGGCAUUUUCUGACCUGGACAUUAUUAAAAGCUGGCUUCGAGAGUGCAACCUCAACCACGACUGCAGCUCCCAAGGGUUAAAGACCAUAUCCGACUAUUGGCCAAUGUGGCUUAUUGACGUGGAAGAUGACUGCAUCGUACAGGCCAGCAAAUCCGAGCGAUAUGUUACCCUCAGUUAUGUAUGCGGACAAGUUCGGUCUCUGCAAUUGAUGAAGGAUAACCUCAGGCUGUUGCAGAGACCUGGCGUACUGCGUGAACAGAAUUGCGUUUUCGUCAUACCAAGGACAAUCCGGCAGGCCAUGAACUUCGCAAGAUUAAUAGGAGAACGAUACCUUUGGGUGGAUCAGUUGUGCAUGGUUCAAGACAAUGAUGCGACGAAACAUCCACAGAUCAACAAUAUAGCAAGCAUAUUUGCCAACUCGAUUGUCACUUUCGCAGCUGCAGGGGGAAACUCUGCAGACUGGGGACUACACGAAUCAGGGAACAUCACGUUGAAGAGCAACCGGAAACCUCGCGUACCUCGACAUGAUACUGAUCACCGGGUGCAAGACAUUCACCAUGAUCUUCUGGAAAGGUCCGAAUGGAACAAAAGAGGUUGGACGCUCCAAGAACUGGUCUUCUCCAAGCGUGUAAUCUUCUUUUUCAACGGAAGGAUAACAUGGCAAUGUCAUUCUACGAUAUGGGAGGACUCGUAUCCUGUGCAAACUACCUCCGCUCAACCCAACCAGGAGAUUUUCUUUCCACAAACUCAGAAGUUCCGGUACUGCUCUUUGCCAGAUCUGGGAGAGUAUCACCAACUGGUGAAGGAAUACAACAAGAGAAAUCUGACGUCGACUUCCGAUACAGUUCCGGCAUUCGCUGGUAUUACCUCCGCUUUGUCUACCACGUUUCAAGGCGGCUUUUUGUAUGGGCUACCAGCACAGUUCUUCGAUCUUACUCUCCUUUGGCAACCUCUCUGUCUUCUAAAGCGACGGAAAGUGGAUCUAGACUCUGGUAACGGAGAUGUGCUACCCAGCUGGUCUUGGAUGGGAUGGAAAGGACACCUUGAUCUCAAUUUCUGGGCAGGCUUAUAUGAUUACGUUCGUGAGAAGGAAGGGAGUGGCCGAGGUGUUUGGAGAUGGCCGAAAACUUCACUUAAGAUCCGACCUAUUGUGCGGUGGCACUUUGUUGAUGACAAGAACACGAAAGUGCCGAUUUCCAGUACCGCCUACAAAUUUCGCUCUCUUAUAAAUGACCGAUAUAGCGAGCUCCCGGAUGGGUGGCACCGACAGGAACGAUCAUCUUCGGGCGAGAAGUACGAGUGCCAUUACUAUCACUCUUCCGACCCUGAUACGACUUUCAACUAUCCAGUUCCGAUGGCUGAUACCCCAAUAAAUGCAUCCCCAACACUGCAACCCAGAUAUAUAGCUUGCGAAACAUACAGAGCAUUCUUCAAAAUGGGCGAGCGCUGUUGGGCUCCUCACAAGUGCUUAUCUAUCGAAAUUCUCGACCAAAAGGGAGCGUGGGCUGGUGCACUUCGACUCAAUCACCGACGACGCGACAUUGUUCCUGAAUUGAAGUCGAACACUCGCUGGGAGCUGAUCGCGAUAUCCAAGGGAGUCGCAGAAAACUCUCGGAGCGAAGCAGCAGUACUUGAAGAAUGGAAUCAUCCUAAUAGACCGAGAAAUGGCCGACUCUAUAAGUUCUAUAGCGUGAUGUGGAUCGAAUGGAAAGGUAAGGUAGCAUAUCGGAAAGCCGUAGGUCGAGUCUUGAAGAGUGCAUGGGAUGCUGCUGAGAAAGAACUUAUUGAAGUUGUUUUGGGCUAAUUAGCGCAGGUGAAGCUUGGGUUGGACAUUUACCACUUGUUGUCGUCUUUUCCUAUAUCUCUUGCCCCAUUGGGUUCACGAAUCUAUGUCGCUUGGAAUUUUCAUCGUGCAUUGAACGGUCAGUAUGCAUUGAACGGCCAGUAUGCAUCAAACGGCGUAGUAUAUCCAUUUCUUUUUUCCUUUUUUGCAUAUCAUCUCAUGAUUGGCAACUGCACAUAAUAAUAAUUUGCUGGCGACUACGACACUUGCUCCUCCCUCCUCUCAGC
Lindgomyces ingoldianus is the source of this 2533-nucleotide messenger RNA. Its product is annotated as HET-domain-containing protein. Bases 81 to 2267 code for a protein of 728 amino acids. NCBI's taxonomy places the organism in Eukaryota, Fungi, Ascomycota, Dothideomycetes, Pleosporales, Lindgomycetaceae. The record is from RefSeq and is a predicted model, not a curated record. The transcript has a single exon.